Messenger RNA from Gadus morhua (Atlantic cod), 2301 nucleotides. RefSeq names its product E3 ubiquitin-protein ligase TRIM39-like. The transcript has 2 exons. Lineage: Eukaryota; Metazoa; Chordata; Actinopteri; Gadiformes; Gadidae. The record is from RefSeq and is a predicted model, not a curated record. Bases 265 to 1890 code for a protein of 541 amino acids. Gene Ontology annotation, molecular function: zinc ion binding; protein binding.
GAACCUCACGCAGUGCAUGAAUUCAGCGGAGGUCACAGUGGGAAAGUUGAAACGGUAUGUCAGUGAACUUUGUCCGUGAGGGCGGAGCCAGGAGUUAGGGGAGGAGCCAGGAGUUGGGGGAGGAGAGGAGAGGACGUCAUGUUGAGGAAACAAAACGUUCAGAGAAACCAAACCCAACCCACGUGGAAGCAGUAUUCUCGUUCAGGAGAAAAAUAAGACACAUUUCGCAACCGAUUGUCUGGCAGAAAGAAACAACGACAAGGAAUGGCCUCUGCAAACACCUCCUGGCCUGAAGAGAACUUUUCAUGUUCCAUAUGUCUGGAUGUGUUCAGCAGCCCAGUUUCCACACCAUGCGGACACAACUUCUGCAGAACCUGUAUUACUAAGUUCUGGGAUAAACAAGUCAGGUACAAAUGUCCCGUUUGCAACGAGCUUUUCAACACAAGACCUGAUUUACGGGUCAAUAUCCUAAUUUCAGAGAUAGUUGAUCGGUUUGGAACGUCCCUACGAGUAAAAGAGCAGCCUUGGGUUGAACGAGCAGAAGUUCCCUGUGACGUCUGUAAUGGGACCCAGCUGAAGGCCGUGAAGUCCUGCCUAGUGUGUCUUACCUCUUACUGCCAAAGCCACCUGAAGCCACAUCAGAGAGUCGCAGGCCUGAAGAAACAUCGGCUGGUCGAGCCUAUGGACCGUCUGGACGACAGGAUGUGUAAGGAACACGACCGACUUCUGGAGCUCUUCUGCAAGACUGAACAGGUGUGUGUGUGUCGGUUGUGCACAGUGACGGACCACAAGUCACAUCCUGUUAUACCUCUAAAGGAGGAAUAUGAAGUGAAGACGGCCCAGCUGGGGAAGAUAGAGGCUGGCGUUAAACAGUUGAUCAAGGAGAGACAAAAAAAUAUUCAGGACAUUAAAGACACAGUUAAACGCAGCAAAGCAGAUGCAGACAGAGAGAUAACUGAUGGUGUGCAGGUACUCACUGCUCUGAUGCGCUGCAUUGAAAAGUGCCGGGAUGAUCUCAACCAAAUGGUGAAAGAGAAACUGAAAUCCACAGUGAAACAAGCUGAAGACCUCAUCAAAGGGCUGGAAAGGGAAAUAGAAGAUCUGACCAAUAGAAGCUCAGAGGUGAAGCAGCUCUCACACACUAAAGACCACCUCCACUUCCUCCAGGCCUUCAGAUCCCUGAAGGAUCCUCCACCCACCAGGGACUGGACCACGGUGGAGGUCCGUCCUCCGUCAUACGUAGGGACCUUGAGGAGAUCCCUGGAUCAGCUGGAGGAGACACUGAACAUGGAGAUGAAGAAGCUGCGUGAUGCUGAACUGAAGAGGGUCCAGCAGAAUGAAGUAGAUGUGACUCUGGAUCCUGAUACAGCUUAUCCCUGGCUCACCCUGUCUGAGGAUGGGAAACAGGUACAUGAUGGAGGUGUAAAGAAGAAACUCCAAGACAACCCCAAGAGAUUUACACGGUGUGUAUAUGUUCUCACGAGGCGGAGCUUCUCCUCAGGGAGAUUUUACUUUGAGGUCCAGGUUAAAGACAAGACUGGAUGGUCUCUAGGAGUGGUCAGAGGGUCCAUCGCCAGAAAAGGUCUGACCCAUCAGAACCCUGAGACGGGUUACUGGACCCUUCUCUACUACCAGGAUGGGUUGGUAUUUAGUGAUAACCCUUCUGUCCGUCUCCCUCUGAGAGCUGAGCUCCAGAAGGUGGGGGUGUUUGUUGAUUAUGAUGAGGGUCUGGUCUCCUUCUAUGAUGUGGAAGCCAGGGUUCAUCUCUACUCUGCCACUGGCUGCACCUUCAGUGAGCCUCUCUAUCCAUUCCUUGGCCCAGGCCGCCAUAAUUAUCAAGGUAACAACUCUGCCCCCCUUAUCAUCUCACCUGUCAAUCAAACAGACUAGGACCUUUGUUUGGUAAUAAAAUAAUCAAACGACCAAAACAACUAAUAUUGUUUCCUGAAUUAGAAUCUCUAUUGUGUGAGAUCUGAGAGAACUGUAUUCAUAUCUUACUUUCAUUUUUCACACGUCAUUUAACAAGAAAUAAUUCAUUAAGCAACUAACACUGUACUAUAAAAAGAUGUAACCCGAUAUAAGACUACACUAUAAUGUUCAAUGAUUUUUAUCUGAAUGUUUUUUUAUAUUUUUAAUUAAUGAAAAAAUUGUAAUCAGAUAAUGUGAAAUGUUGAUUUUGAUAACAUUAUCAUUAGUUGUUUUAACCAAAUGGUAAUAUUCCUUUAUUUUUUAAUCAUGUUUGACAACACAGUACAAUGUUUGUAAACUUUUGAGAUUUGAAUAAAAAUUUACUUAAAGUAG